CUGCUAAUGUGCCCCAACAAGAGACUAACUGGGCUGAGGUUCUGACAGAAUCAUGGCCCCCAGAGACACCAUCCAUCUCUGUCUCGUGCUCUGUCUGAGCCAGAAGCUUUGGGCACAGGAAGGGUAUUUUCCCAUUCCUAUUAUAUCUGCCACACCUGGUUCUGUGAUUCCCUGGAAUGAGUCUGUGAAGAUCCUGUGUUGGGGGACUCCUGAGUCUUACUUGUACCAACUGGAAAUCCUGAGAAACUCCACAUUUGAGGUGGUAGAGAAGAAAUUGGGAUUUCAGGAGAAGGCUGAAUUCCUCAUUAGCCACAUGAAUACUAACACUGCAGGGCGUUAUCAGUGCCAAUAUAGGAAAGAGUACAAAUUAUCAGAGCACAGCAAAAUCCUGGAGCUGGUGGUGACAGGCUUGUACGACAAACCCUCCCUCUCAGCAGUGCAGGGCAUGGUGGUGAUGCUGGGCGAGAAUAUUUCCCUGCAGUGCAGCUCAACAGACAUCCCAUUUGAUAGAUUUUCACUGACCAAAGAAGGAGGAGCCACCCUGUCACAGCACCAAAGUGGGGUACACCAAGGCAACUUUAUUCUAGGCCCUGUGAACCACAACUUCUCAGGGAACUACAGGUGCUAUGGUUGGUACAGUGGCAGCCCUUAUGUGUGGUCAGCCCCCAGUGAUGCCCUGGGGCUUGUGGUCACAGAUAUAAUGAACCAAGAUUACACAAUGGAGAAUUUGAUCUGAAUGGGCGUGGCAGGACUGGUCCUUGUGGCUCUCUUGGCCAUAGUCAUUGGAAAUUGGCACAGCCAU
Molecule: messenger RNA, 802 nt
Organism: Puma concolor (puma)
Lineage: Eukaryota; Metazoa; Chordata; Mammalia; Carnivora; Felidae
Source: RefSeq, a predicted model, not a curated record